This is a messenger RNA of Parathielavia appendiculata, 980 nucleotides long. Its product is annotated as Thioesterase/thiol ester dehydrase-isomerase. Gene Ontology annotation, molecular function: enoyl-CoA hydratase activity; (3S)-3-hydroxyacyl-CoA dehydrogenase (NAD+) activity; 17-beta-hydroxysteroid dehydrogenase (NAD+) activity. Gene Ontology annotation, biological process: fatty acid beta-oxidation. Gene Ontology annotation, cellular component: peroxisome. The transcript is spliced from 3 exons. Bases 48 to 980 code for a protein of 310 amino acids. NCBI's taxonomy places the organism in Eukaryota, Fungi, Ascomycota, Sordariomycetes, Sordariales, Chaetomiaceae. The record is from RefSeq and is a predicted model, not a curated record.
ACUGACGACUCUCCUCUUCAUAUUCCCGUCUCCCAUACAACAGCGAGAUGCCCGGCCCCGGUGUUGGUUUCGAGUAUCCUGCCCAGGAGGUCAGCUGGACCAAGCGGGAUGCCCUCCUCUUCGCCAACUCAAUUGGUGCCACGGCAGAUGAGCUUCAUUUCCUCUUCGAGCUCGACCCCAACUUCUCCGUCUUCCCGACCUACCCUGUCAUUCUCACCUUCAAGGGCACAACCCACGACGUGAUCGACUUCUACGCCGCCCAGAAAGCCGUCCCAAUUCCCGGCGUCCCAAGCUUCGACCCCACACGCGUCGUCGACGGCCAGCGCAUCCUGCAGUCCUUCAAGCCCCUGCCCACCUCAUCAGCCGGCAAGAGAUUCGAGAUCCGCACCAAGGUGCUGGGCGUCUACGACAAGGGCCGGCCCGGCACGGUGGUGGAGACGCAGUCGGACUUGGUCGACGCCGCGACGGGCGACGUCUACACGCGCGUGCUAUCCUCGUCCUUCUACGUCGGCCAGGGCAACUGGGGCGGGCCCAAAGGCCCCGCGACGGUCAACUACCCGGCGCCCAAGGACGGGCGCCAGCCCGACGCGGUAUUUGAGCACCAGACUACGUCCGAGACGGCGCUGCUAUACCGGCUCAACGGCGACUACAACCCGCUGCACGCGCACCCGGAGCCGGGCAAGAAGAUGGGAUUCGGCGGCGUGAUCAUUCACGGUCUGUACACGUGGAACUGGGCCGCGCACGGUCUGCUGCGGCACCUGGGCGGCAGCGACCCGGCGAAUCUGAAGGAGUACCAGGCGAGGUUUGCGAGCCCCGUGCGGCCGGGCGAUAAGCUGGUUGCGUCGGUGUGGCGGACGGGGCAGAAGCAGGGCGAGUGGGAGGAGGUGCGGUUCGAGGUCAAGGUGGACGGCGGCAAGGUGUGUUUGAGCAAUGGCCGGGCGCUAAUGAAGUGCGUUGGGCCGGUCAAGGGCAAGUUGUAA